AUGGGCACCACUGAGGGUACGUGCGCAUCCCCGGAGACACUCGUCGGGGCGGGAGCACUGAACGCGGUCGCUUCGCUGGACGGAAAACGGGCCAGGACGCAAAAGAGGAACCGUGAAGGUGGCACGGGUGUCAAGUUUCCGCCGGCUCGUAGCGAGAGUUCCGUGGCGACCGCUGCGACUAGCGGGAUGUCACCGACGGGGCCUGAAGGUGUCACUGACGGGCUUACUACGGCGCAAUCGAUCAAGCAUAGCGCGAAUACCGCGGGCUACCGGCGCUCCAAGGCCUCUUUGUCCAAGAGUAUCCUGUCCCCACAAUUGGAGGAAUCCUUCUACGAGAAGAUCGCUGUCAUGAGGAGAAGCCCACAACCAGCAAUGGGCAAGUCGAGCGUGAUUGACUGCCCUGCCUCGUUCUCGGUAGCCUUGAUCUGCGGCACCUUCGUCGUCCUCGUUAUCGUCUUCGCCGCAAUUCUCCCACGUCGCAAGAACCACACCAGCGCCAAGACCUGUGAAACGGAGGACUGCCUCGUGCACGCGAUUCUGCUAAAACGUGGCCUCAACAAGAGCGUCGACCCGUGCUAUGACUUCUCAGCUUACGUCUGCUCGCGCUGGACGCAGAAGCAGGUGGCAUUUCGUGAGAAAGUCUAUUCGGCGAUGGACAGCCUGCGAUUCUCCUGGUAUCACCGCUUUGCCGACACGUUGCGCCUGGGUUCGCUCAAGCUCCCUGUGGGCAAAAAGCCGUUGGCGAUGUACCAGAUGUGCAUGGAUGACUCCUCGUCAGCGGGAGAGCAUUUGCAGUCUCCUUUGUUGAGCGACUUCCUCUUGAAUAUGCCUCUAGGAUGGCUUGGGGCUUUCCACAAAUCUCUUUCAUCCGUAAGCUUGGCCGUACUUCUUGCCUACAAGUGGCAGGCACCAUUCUGGCUCACGGUCACUGUGCUCGAUGGUGACCGAUCGUCGAGCGGGAGGCGAUGCGUGGUGAUCAGACCUGGUGCCUACGUUCCUAUAUUCCUGACUCAUCACCGCAUCGCGGCGGUCGCUUACGGUGAAUACAUGAAGGCGUACGUCACUGCUUACUUUCCAAAAGGUGACGCGCAGGUGCUCAACGACACCUUCAUCUAUGCUACAAGGGACAUGGAGGCGGACCUUCUUGGCCAACUAAACUCUGUUAUUUCCCAGAAGAAGCAACCUGCUCAGCUUACGUUCGGCGAAUUGGAUGCGACGGUCCCCUUGCAUGGAUCCGCUACCAGAGGUGGCUGGUUGCGGAACUUUCAGGAGGCAGUUUCGUUGCAGCCGCCGCUGACGCAAGAAGAUCAUGUCCUCGUGAGCCACAUUCCUCUUCUAGAGACUCUAGCCGGACUCGUGGCUAAGUAUGGAGACAGAAUGUUGACUUUUCUUCUCCUGUGGGAGUUUGUGCAGCUGUACACUCCUCUAUCUGAUCUCAGUCUCUUACCAACUCGCUUCGGAAGCAAGACGAAGGCGGACGUCUACCGUCACGUGUACUGCGCGCAUCACGUGGAGGCCUCGUUCAAGGUACUUGUGCUCUCGCUCAGCGUCGCUGCCGGCUUUUCUGCCGCAAACCGCGAUCACAUCGACGCACGCUUCGAUUGUCUAGUCUCCGUGGCCUUGGAGAAGGUGAACGCCUCCACAUGGUUGGAUGAUCAAAGCAAAGGGCGGGUGGCUGACAAGCUGGCGCUCGUCAAGAAGCGGAUGUGGCCACCGGAGUCGCUUCUGGCAGAAGAUGCCCUCGAGGCGAUAUACGCGAAUGUCUCCGACAACGAAUCAUCGGUGGCCGAGUUUUGGAUCAAGACACGUAGGAUCAUGAGAGAGAUGAACGCCACUUCAGAUUACAAAGACGCGUCACGCCUGCCCGGUAACAACUUUCCGCUGUACAUUGACUACGACUACAUCUUAAAUAGUGUGGAACUGGCCACUGGCGUCGCUGCGCCUCCGGUGUACUACAGAAACGGGACGGACGCCAUGUUCUACGGCGGCCUCGGUUUUCUCAUGGCCAUGCAACUCGUCAAGUCCAUCGACGAAGAAGGGCUCGGAUGGGCGGCCGCGAAAUCCAUCGUCGACUCCAUCUUGUCCAAUUCCAGUCGUCGCGCCUAUCACGACAGGGUCCUAUGCCUCAAUGGAUCCGGGACGAAACGCGUGUUCCCGGAAAUACCUGCGCUCGAAAUCGCCUAUUCCGCACUCAAAACAUCGAAUCGAGACGAACCAGAGCAUCUUGCGCUGGCGGCAGAUCUGCCUGAAGGGAAGGUUUUCUUCCUGACCAUCUGUUACAUGACGUGCACCGCACCCGGACACUCGGACCCAAUUGCCGCUGACUGCAACAAGCUGGCGCAGAAUUCUGAGUAUUUCGCCAGGGUAUACCACUGUCCGAAAGGAUCCAGAAUGAACCCCCACAAGAAAUGUUCCUUCUUCAGUUGA
This is a messenger RNA of Dermacentor silvarum, 2427 nucleotides long. Its product is annotated as neprilysin. Bases 1 to 2427 code for a protein of 808 amino acids. Lineage: Eukaryota; Metazoa; Arthropoda; Arachnida; Ixodida; Ixodidae. Gene Ontology annotation, biological process: protein processing. The record is from RefSeq and is a predicted model, not a curated record. The transcript has 2 exons. Gene Ontology annotation, molecular function: metalloendopeptidase activity. Gene Ontology annotation, cellular component: plasma membrane.